Molecule: messenger RNA, 3704 nt
Organism: Clarias gariepinus (North African catfish)
Lineage: Eukaryota; Metazoa; Chordata; Actinopteri; Siluriformes; Clariidae
Gene: parp10
Product: poly(ADP-ribose) polymerase family member 10
Exons: 13
Coding region: 169-3648 (1159 amino acids)
Biological process (GO): negative regulation of gene expression
Cellular component (GO): cytoplasm; nucleus
Molecular function (GO): NAD+ poly-ADP-ribosyltransferase activity; nucleic acid binding; transcription corepressor activity
Source: RefSeq, a predicted model, not a curated record
GUCGAAGGAAGAUGACGUAAGAUAGUUUGGAACUUUCCCUCUUCGUAAUAAUAAUAUCAAAUAAACAUAUGAUACACAGGUUAUACUUUACAACCAGGUAUCUGCGAGAACUAAACAGGAAGUAAAGGGGAUUUUCGCGUCAUGAUCUGAAGCGAGGUAUUGUAAGAGAUGGAGGAUGAAAACCUGGAAGAUUGCAGUUUGGAGGUCCUUCAGAUCCCAGCUGAGGUGGAUGAUGACCUGCUGUGCCUCUACUUUGAAAACAAGAGGAGGUCCGGAGGAGGAACCGUUAUUUCUUUGGAAAGGAAAGGAGACAAAGCCUUACUGGUGUUUGAAAAUGCAGAAGUCGCAAGGAGCGUUGUGCAGAAAGGCUCACACACCCUUAUGGAUGCCAAACUGAUUGUACGCAAGAAACCUCCAAAGGAUCAUGGGAAACUUGUGCUGCGCGGUCUCUCUCCCAGCACCACACGUGACAUGCUGGAGCUUUACGUGGAGAAUCUGACGGGGCUCGACGCAGAUAACUACACUCUUUACCUGUCUCCGGGGAAAGACCUGGUCCUUAUUCACCUCAACCAGCCUGCACCCGAGGAUUUCAAGAAGAUGUGCAGUAAAGUUUCCAAGCGAGCGCUGGAGGGAGCGAGGCUGAGCCUGGAGCAGGUAGAAUGCACAGAUUCCAUCAUGGUGGAAAACCUGACCCCUGACCUGACCGACGAUCUGCUAACGCUCUACUUCGAGAGCAGCCGCAGUGGAGGUGGAGAAGUGACGGCCGUGAGCAGGGUCUCUCAGCAACUCGCUAAAGUCUCCUUUAAAGAAGUGCAGUCUGUAGACGGUGUACUUCAGAAGACUCACAGCCUGGAGGAGACGGACUUGACUGUGAAACCGUAUUAUUCUUUCUUGCACUCGGAGGAAGGAGCGUCUCAGGCGGAGUUACAGAACGGGACAACUUUGGGUGCAGUGGAUCAGGGUAGCGCUGUAUCGCCUUCGAAUGGCACACACCCUGAUAUCCUCAGUGGUGUAGCGCCACGGCCACCCAGUCAGGAAACUGUCGUCCCAAAACCUGACGUCCAAGUGACUCCAAAACCUGUAAACCUUUCCAGUGCCACCUCGCAGGUCUCUCAACCUUCACCUGCACAGCCCUGUGUUUGCCAUCUCUCUGUCCCUGACCCCACCAAACGCCAGCUGAUCUCUCUCUCAGACCUCCCUAACAAGCUGGAAAAGUCUCACCCCGGUUACACAAUCAGAGUCUCGCAGAAUGGCGUGGAGGUGAAAGGCCCCGUCCAAGACGAAGCCGAGAAACUGAAGAGCGAGCUGCUGGAGUUCCUGAGCAGCGUGUCGCAGGCCCACGUCCCCGUCAGCGCCCUGAAAGCUGACUUCCUCCAGAGACAGGACAUUAGAGACAAGCUGACAGACAAGCUAAGGGGCCAGGGGCUGCCCUGCACAUAUACUGUGACAGGGGGCGUGCUGAUUUUAAGCUCCACCUCUAUGCAGAUGGUGACCCAAGCGCGUGAGGUGAUCAAGGGUGCGGUCAGCGAGUUCGCCCUGCCCGUGGAGCCUGAGUAUGAGUACCUGAUCGCCUCCGAAGAGUGGAGAAGCUUCCUCAUGACUCAGGACACGUGCAGUGCCCAGGCCUCCGCCGAGGGGAACACCGUCUCCGUGGUGACGCUUAAGGAUAGGGAGCAGGAGUUGAAGGAGAGCCUGGAUCGGUUCCUCAGGACGCCUAUUCAGAAAGAGGUCGUAAUCAGCAUGCAGCCUGCCAUGCUCACCUACAUCCAGCUGCACCAUCAACAGCUGCUCAUGGACAUGAGCGAGGUCAUAAUCUUCCCCCUUGACACAGGGGACGGGCUGAGCAUCCAGGGAAACUUAGUGCCGUGUCAGACAGCGGGCGAGGUUUUAUCCGCCGUGGUUAACUCCACCCUCACCAAGAUCAUCACGGUGAGCCAGCCGGGCAUCGCCCGCUUCCUGCUCCAUGACCAGGAGGGGCAGAGCAUCCUGGGAGAGAUGACCGCCAAGUUCCAGGUCUACAUCAGCCUGGAGAGGGUGCACUGGGAGCCCCUGGAGGACGAGGACAUCUUCGCUCUGGCGUGGAAAAUAACAACGAGUCAGAACUUUGCAAGGAGCUCAUCAGUUGAGGGUUUGACCGCCCUGAGGGCCGGCGCACUCUCGUCUACUGAUAAAGACACCUCAGCUCGUCUAGAGGAGACGAAGAAGAUCUUGUCACAGCUGCAGGGGGGGGAGUUGGAUCUGUACUCGGAAGCCCUUGAACAGCCAGAAACCCUGGAAGCGAUUGAAUCCGAGACUCAGCCAGAAGGCCAGAUCAGUCUGGAUGAAGACGCGCGUCUCUCUCUGGCCAUCCAGCUGUCCAUGGAGAUGAAUCAGAACCCAGAACAAUUCGCAGAGGAGGAGCUGCAGAAAGUCCUCCAGCUCUCCAAAGACGAGGUGCCGGCGGACGAGAGCCAGAUGCUGAAGAAGGCGAUGGACGAGUCUCUGCAGGACGCCAUCAGUUCCGCGAACACAGCACAGAUCGAGGUGUUUGCUUCUUACUCACACGACCUGGUGCGUGUCGACAUCGCUCUGGGGAAGAAGGUGGGCCUGAGGCAGUGUGAGGAGAAACUGCAGCACACCAGCUUCAGGAAGCUGUCGGCUUUCCACCGGCGCUGCCUGGACCUCAUUAAGAGGAAGCAUGGCGUAGAGAUCCAGAUCCAGGGCACUACUGCCACGGUCUCGGGGUUUAAAGACUACGUCACCGGAGCGAUGCCCGAUCUGAAUGCGCUGCUGGAGAGAGCAGACGGCAGCACCACAGAUGCCGAGAUCCUGAAGACCGUGCAGUGGGUGUGGCACGACAGAGACAGCUCAGCGGCAACCCCGUACCCGCCUGAGGCCACAGUGUUAAUCGAAACCGCCUGGAGGAUGAAACAAGACAAGCUCGACAUCCUGUUCAACAACCAGCCGUAUACCAUUGACUUUGCCAAGAUGCAGGAGUUCAGCGUGUCGUCUGGACGAUCCGUGACCAUCUCACGGAAGCUGCCUAGCUCUCUUGACCUGUACUCCGAUUUCCAAGAAAAUUACAGUCUGCUGUCUGGCAUGCCAGACACCCAGAGACUUGAGAAAGGCUCCACAGAGUAUAACGAAGUUGCUGCAGAAUUCCUAAGGAGCAUUUCUGAACCUGUCCAAGUCAUCCAGGUGGAGAAGCUGACGAACCAGCUGCUGUUCAGACAGUACCAGCUGAAAAAGGCGGACAUGGAGCAGAAGUUUCGAGGUGAUGUGGAGCGAACGCUUUACCACGGCACUAAUGAGAGCAGCGUGAAGGAAAUCUGCAUCCACGGCUUCAACAGGAGCUUCUGCGGCAAAAACGCCACAGCGUUUGGACAGGGCGUGUACUUCGCAGUGGAUGCCUCGUACUCAAUCUCAGACACCUACUCUCCUCCCAAUGCUGACAAACACAAAUUCAUCUUCGUAGCCCGGGUUCUGACGGGAGACUUCAUCCAGGGGAAACAUGAAAUGCGCACGGCGCCGCUUAAAGAGGGCUCAGACAUCCCGGUACGCUACCACAGCGUAGUGGACAACGUGAACAAACCCAGUCUGUUCGUCAUCUUCAACGACACGCAGGCGUACCCGCAGUACCUCAUCACCUGCAUGAAGGGUCCCGGGUGACAACCACGACACGCUUCCGUCUCCACAUCUCAUCUGCAUGAUUCACACUUCUGAUU